Molecule: messenger RNA, 972 nt
Organism: Nerophis lumbriciformis (worm pipefish)
Lineage: Eukaryota; Metazoa; Chordata; Actinopteri; Syngnathiformes; Syngnathidae
Source: RefSeq, a predicted model, not a curated record
AUGGGAAACACUCAAGUAGAGGUGCAGCUACAGUUCAACAAUUCCGUAUCGACUGAUGAAAUUCCAGAAGCUGAUGUGGUGGUAGACACAUUGAACCAGAAACAACUACCCGUGUAUCCACAACUCAAAGGCCAACAACCAUCCUGGUACCACCAACGAAUGGACCAACUAACAGUACACCAACGACCACUCAUGGACCAACAACUGCAGUCACUUCAGUUCCAUCGCCAGUUGUGUCUAUUGAAGCAACUAUUGAGGAACCUUUUGUUCAAGAAUUUAAUGAUCCCAACAUGUGACUUCAUUUUCUUUGAAACGUUUGGAGGUAUUUUCAUCGGAACCAUUGUUAUUGGAUUCAGGCCACAAAUGGGAAACACUCAAGUAGAGGUGGAGCUACAGUUCAACAAUUCCGUAUCGACUGAUCAAAUUCCAGAAGCUGAUGUGGUGGUAGACACAUUGGUACAGGCUGUAAAUAGUCCCAACAACACUUUCAACCUUACUUUGGAUUCAGACUCAAUAGCAGUCAUUCAGCCAGAAACAACUACCCGUGUAUCCACAACUCAAGGGCCAACAACCAUCCUGGUACCACCAACGAAUGGACAAACAACUGCAGUCACUUCAGUUCCAUCGCCAGUUGUGUCUAUUGAAGCAACUAUUGAGGAACCUUUUGUUCAAGAAUUUAAUGAUCCCAACAGUGAACAAUACCAAAGUCUUCAAACACAAGUGAUAUCAAUGUGUGACUUCAUUUUCUUUGAAACGUUUGGAGGUAUUUUCAUCGGAACCAUUGUUAUUGGAUUCAGGCCACAAAUGGGAAACACUCAAGUAGAGGUUGAGCUACAGUUCAACAAUUCCGUAUCGACUGAUCAAAUUCCAGAAGCUGAUGUGGUGGUAGACACAUUGAACCAGAAACAACUACCGGUGUAUCCACAACUCAAGGGCCAACAACCAUCCUGGUACCACCAACGAAUGGACUAA